Messenger RNA from Phragmites australis (common reed), 2087 nucleotides. RefSeq lists its product as uncharacterized. The record is from RefSeq and is a predicted model, not a curated record. Lineage: Eukaryota; Viridiplantae; Streptophyta; Magnoliopsida; Poales; Poaceae. The transcript has 7 exons. The coding region runs from base 139 to 936 and encodes 265 amino acids.
CCCACCCGUCUCGCACUCUCGCCUCGCCCUCCGUCUCGCACUCGAGCCUCGCCCCCCGUCCGACGAGGUAAAUAUAUAUGAUCCACCCUCCCGGUCACCACCCCAAGCCCUCCGCAUCCACCACCACGACACAAAACAAUGGCGGCCUCCGUCGAGGGAGAGCGAGAAGGCGCGGGAUCCGGCGAGGGCAAGCGACUGUUGCACUCCCUGGAUUAUCCCUGCACGGAGCGCCUCCGUCUCCGCCGGCUCUUCGCCUACCUCCGGGGGCGCAGCUACGCGGAUAUCUACGAAGCGGCGAACAAGAGGAUGCGUGUGGUCUUCCACGUGAGGGACCUGGUGAAGCAGGUCAAGGCAGGCCAAUUGCGGGAGGCGUAUCUCUACGUCCAGAGCUUCGUCCCCAUGGGUCGAUCGAGCGACGAAGCAGAAAUCCUCUCGCUGUUCCUCCGGGACCUCAUGGCCUUCAACUACUUCGCUAGCGGCGACGCCAAGGCCGCAGGCAUCCUCUGCGACUGGUUCAUAAGAAUCUACAGGCAUCCUAUGCUCGCCAAGUACCCUUGCUUCGCCACCCUCGUUGACCAUGUCCUCUUCCUGCGCUCAGACCUUGUUAGGUCCUACGUAGACUGGCAACUCGUCAGGAACAAGGCAGCGGAGAUGGCCGAGGAGAUGGUCUGCAAGACACCCGAGCUCAAGAGCAGGCUGCAUUACCCGCGCGACCGGAACAGCCUGUACAACGUAGUGUCCAUUGGGUCCAGCUUUCGUCGAAGGCGUCAAGUGAAGAACUUAGGCCGGAAACAAUCAACCUAUCUUGCCCAGUUAUAUCUUCAGAUGAAGAAGAGGCUGCCUUCUUCAGGUCAGGCGGAAAGCCAUGGUUAUUCAGCAGGAUCAGCAAGGAAGGAAGCGGAGACGCUGAUAGCACUAUACGGUAUGUGCAGCUAGUUUUCCACCUGUGUCUUCCCUCAGUUUGUUUGCUUUCGAGUUCACAUGUUGAUGAUGUGCUAAUCAAGAGUAUAUUUCUAUCUUGUUUUGCUGCUCUUGUCUGUACAUUUCUUUUGCUGAUCGAUGUUAUGAUUUGGCAACGUAAAACGCCCAUGUAUGUAAUUAUUUCAUUGGAUCUUUCAUUUAUGCAAGCUUGCAUAGCUAGAACAGCCCCAAUUUUGUUAUGAAGUUCCAUUGUUUGGCAAUUCCACUUGAAUUUGGUGUACGUGUGAUGACUGGAAAACUCAGGUGAUCUUAAGCUCGAAACACCCAUAUGCAUGCUUGCAAGCUAGCAUAACUAGAACAGCCCCAAUUGUGAGCCUUAGAAAGUUUCAUUACUUUACAAAACCACUUGAAUUUUGUCUAUGCAUGAUGACUGGAAAACUCACGUGAUUUUCAGAUAAGGCUUUGCAAGCUGGUAGGCGUCCGGCGCUCAAGCAAGGCCAUCCCUCUGAAUAUUUAUCCAAAGAAGUUUUUCCAUUCGAGGCUAUGCUAGCUGCUGAAGACAUGUCUGACCCCUGGAGUAGCUGAUAUUGUUGAUCAUCCCUCCCUCGCUCACUCUUUGCAAGUUACUUCUUGAGGUGGCAAUAGUGAUCUGUUUGAGUAUCAUGAAUCUACUAGUUCUCUAAAUGCCUAUUUGAAUCCACAUGUCAUUGUGCCAGGCAUCACGAAUAGUUUAGCCUAUUUGAAUAUUAAUCGAUUUUCUUGAUGUGAUGAUCUAUUUUAACUUCACAAGAGUUUUGGAACCUCUGAAAGCACAGUAGAUAAGAAACUUAGUUUGCUGCAGCUUAAUUUAGAUUACAGCAUGAUAUAUGCAUUAAGUUUUUUCUAGGGGGUGUAUGCACUUUAGUAGUUGAGAACGUGCGAGUAGCGCGGUGGUAUGACCUCUAGUUCCGGGCCUACCGGCCAGGGUGUGGUGGCCUCUAACUAAGUGAUGGCAUAGGCAUUGCUUUUGGUGUUCCUCAGCUGAAAAGACAUUUAAUUACCCUGCAUCAAUGUUAUGUUAUUAUAUGGAAUCUAUGUGCUUUGCAAGCAUUUCUGGGGAACAAUCUUGUAAUAUUAUCGGACUAUCUGUUUUCCGGUGUCUACUUAAACCGAACCAUUUCGUAUUA